Molecule: messenger RNA, 1617 nt
Organism: Acanthamoeba castellanii str. Neff
Lineage: Eukaryota; Discosea; Longamoebia; Acanthamoebidae
Product: Tcomplex protein 1, theta subunit
Exons: 10
Coding region: 1-1617 (538 amino acids)
Biological process (GO): protein folding
Cellular component (GO): chaperonin-containing T-complex
Molecular function (GO): ATP binding; ATP-dependent protein folding chaperone; ATP hydrolysis activity
Source: RefSeq, a predicted model, not a curated record
AUGAACGUAGGUGGUCUGCCGUCGCUCCUCAAGGAAGGAACCAAGCAUCUGUCCGGUGUGGAGGAGGCCUGCCUCCGCAACAUCGAGGCCUCGAAGCAGCUCUACCACAUUGUGCGCUCGUCCAUGGGUCCCAAUGGCAUGAACAAGAUGGUGAUUAACCAGCACGACAAGCUCUUCGUGACGAACGAUGCUGCCACCAUCAUCCGCGAGCUCGAUGUCGUCCAUCCUGCUGCCAAGAUGGUCGUGAUGGCCGCUAACAUGCAGGAGCAGGAGUGCGGAGACAACACCAAUCUUGUGGUGUCGCUUGCCGGCGAGCUGCUGGUGCAGGCCGAGUCCCUCAUCCGCAUGGGCCUCCACCCUAGUGAAAUCAUCGCCGGCUACACCAAGGCCGCUCAGCAUGCUUCUGAGCUCCUUGAAGGCCUUGCCUGCCACACGUGUGAGGAUCUGCGCAACAUCGAGGAGGUGACCCGCUGCCUGAAGAGCGCUAUCGCCUCUAAGCAGUACGGUUAUGAGGACAUGCUGUCCAAGGUUGUCGCCAAGGCCUGCAUCCAGGUCCUGCCCAAGAACACGAGCAAGUUCAACGUCGAUCACGUGCGCGUGGUCAAGAUCCUCGGCGGUGGCGUGCUCGACACCCACGUGAUGAAGGGCUUCGUCCUCGCUCGCGAUGCUGUCGGUACCAUCAAGCAUGUCACCAGCGCGAAGAUUGCCGUCUUCGCCACGGGCAUUGAUCUCGCCAAGACCGAGACCAAGGCCAACGUCACCCUCAAGAGCGCUGACGAGCUGUUGAACUUUGCCAAGGAUGAGGAGAAGCACAUGGAGGAGGUGAUCAAGCAAAUCUCGGAGACCGGCACGAAGGUGGUGGUUGCGGGUGGCAACGUCGGCGAGCUCGCUCUCCACUUCAUCGAGCGCUACGGCAUGAUGGUUCUGAAGGUCGAGUCCAAGUUCCAAAUCAGGCGACUUUGCAAGGCCACCGGCGCCACUCCGUUGGUCAGACUGGGUGCCCCCAUUCCUGAGGAGCUGGGCUACUGCGACGUGGUCUCAGUGGACGAGAUCGGAAGCACCAAGGUGACCAUCUUCAGGCAGGACACCGAAGACUCAGGCAUCUCGACCAUCAUUGUGAGGGCCAGCACGCAGAACCUCGUCGACGACAUUGAGCGCGCGAUCGACGAUGGCGUCAAUGUCUACAAGGCGAUGGUGAAGGAUGGCCGCUUCGUUGCUGGCGCCGGUGCCACUGAGAUUGAGCUGGCCAGGAAGAUUCACGCCCAGGGUGAGGCUUCUCCAGGCCUCGACCAGUACGCCAUCAAGAAGUUCGCCGAGAGCCUCGAGGUGGUGCCCCGUACUCUUGCCGAGAAUGCCGGACACAACGCUACUGAGAUCAUCUCUCAGCUCUACGCUGCCCACACUGGCGGCAAGACGAACGACGGCGUCAAUGUCGAGACCGGCGGAACCAUCAACGCCGCUGAGGCCGACAUUUUGGAUCUGCUGGCCAGCAAGGCCUCUGCCCUCAAGCUCGCUGCCGAUGCUGCCACCACCAUCCUCCGCAUUGACCAGAUCAUCAUGGCUCGCGCUGCUGGUGGCCCUAAGCCUCCGGCCAUGGGUGCCCGCGACGCCAGCUAA